GCCGGAGCAGGACGCCACGAGGCAAGCAGAGAAGUUCACAGUACGAGCUCAUCCCUCAUCCCCGACCCGCGCCGCCGCCUAUAACCACCACUUCACGUGCCCUAUCCUUCUCCUCUCCCCAAUUUUUCAUCUCCUAAACCGCCGCCAACAUGGACGCCAAGAAACAGUCGCCCCCCACCCCCGCGGCCAUCGGAGCCGCGCCGCCGCCGGCAAGCGGGUACUUCAGCUCCGUCUUCUCCGCGUCGCCUGCGGCAAAUCCAAGAGACGCGAGGCAGACGGACCUGUACACGAUGCUGAACAAACAUAACCCCAAAGGGCAGAGUUGUGGGGGCAUUGCAGAAGGCAAAUCACAAGGCAGUCCUACUAAAGGCCGGGUUGCGUACAAAGAUGGAAAACAGUUCUAUCCAAACGAGUCGUCAGAGUCACCUUAUUUUGGCUCAUCUGUGCAUUACGGCGGCCGGGACUUCUAUGACAGCUCUACUCACAAGCAAGCCAACGAACCAUCAAGAAAUUAUAAGGAGGACAACCCUGAUGGCUCCUUGGCUACCAGAGGUGAUUGGUGGCAAGGUUCACUUUACUACUAAAUAAUUUGCUCACGACUCUCCUAUUGUGAACAAGGAAUAAAAGGGAGGCAGGUCGAGCUGGUUUGUUGUAGUUGACAUGAGUCAUCAAGCAUAAGAAGAUCAUAGUGGAGCCACAUCUGUUCUGUCGGUGGAGGCAAUAUUUAGAUGCAUUAUCCCACCUGGGCAGAUUUGGGCUUAUGUAGUUAUGUGUUUCUUUCUUUUCUUUCGCUAUCGUUUACAUGAUCUAGUGCUGAAAUGUAGUGCGACUGGUACGGCAGCAGCAAGUAGGUCCUCCAAAAAGUUGCUACUAUUUUGCAACUAACGAGAUCAGUUGCUGUAUGCGUCUUGUAUCCUUGUUCGUGGCAUGUUUUGGGAUUAUUUGGAUUUGCACAUCAGUUUCA
Molecule: messenger RNA, 964 nt
Organism: Lolium rigidum
Lineage: Eukaryota; Viridiplantae; Streptophyta; Magnoliopsida; Poales; Poaceae
Exons: 6
Coding region: 150-584 (144 amino acids)
Source: RefSeq, a predicted model, not a curated record